AGGGUGGCGGUUCCACGAGGGUAUGAUUGAUCAAUAAGAUAAGGUACGUACGCAGUUUCCCAAGCCAAGCAUAGACACACCAAGGGAGAGGAGGCCCAUGCACAGAGCGUGUCACACUGCAUCAGCUGCUUGGUCGGGGGGGGGACAGGUCAGGUCGCCUUACAGGGCACAUCCGUGGUUGUGGAGAGAGCCAAAGGGCGAGUUGAAAGCAGUGACAGAAGUAAAAAAAACCACUGCAGCCUGUUUUUUUUUUUGCUUUGCCAACUCCCUAUCAUCAGGUCAUUAUCCGCCCAUAUAUAGGCAACUUUGUUAUUACUGACGGGCGAUGGAUAGUCAACAUGGAAGUUAA
Umbelopsis ramanniana AG is the source of this 349-nucleotide messenger RNA. RefSeq lists its product as uncharacterized. The coding region runs from base 98 to 319 and encodes 73 amino acids. The transcript has a single exon. NCBI's taxonomy places the organism in Eukaryota, Fungi, Mucoromycota, Umbelopsidomycetes, Umbelopsidales, Umbelopsidaceae. The record is from RefSeq and is a predicted model, not a curated record.